GACCAAUAGGCGUGAGGGUGGGGCGCGCGGACGUCAUGGAGAACGCGCGCCGGCGGCGGAAGGCCGAGGGGGAGUAUGGACUUGGGCAACGUGUGGGGAGCUCACCUUGGUUUUUAUAUUUAAUGGUUUAUAAAUAAAGGUCGGGAUUAAUAAUGAUCCCCCAAACAAUAAGAAGCAUCAGCUCAGCUGUAAAGAAUCUCAAGAUCCCAGGGUGUGCAAACUGCCUGUACAAGAGAUUUUCCAUUAUGCCAUCUGGGCAAAAGAACCUCCCCACUCGCUACCUAGGGCAGCCUAGUCCCUUCACGCAUCCCCAUCUCCUGAAAACAGGUGAGGUCACCCCUAGGUUGACACAGACAGAAUAUGCGCUGCGGCGGCACAAACUACUAAGUCUCAUCCAGAAAGAAGCUGAGACCCUGGGAUCUUCUGACCAUGCCAUUAUUCUGCUGUCCCACCCCACUUACUACAUGACGAAUGACAUCCCAUUUCCAUUCCACCAGAACACCAACUUUCUGUACCUCUGUGGUUUUCAAGAGCCGGACAGCAUUCUGCUGCUCCACAGUAUUCCCGGAAUGAGCCUGCCUUCCCAUAAGGCUGUCCUGUUCGUGCCAAGGAGGAACCAGAACCGAGAGCUAUGGGAUGGCCCACGGUCUGGGGUCGAUGGUGCCGUUGCCCUUACAGGGGUGGAUGAGGCCUAUAAUACUGAGGAUUUCCGACAAUAUGUACAGAAGUUUAAAGAUGAAGGGUACACACUAUGGUAUGACAAUGAGCCUUCUGUCCAUUCAACACUACAUUCAGACUAUCUGCAGCCCCUUGUAGAUAUCAAGACUAAGAGCAAGAAUACUGUCAAACCGGUUCAGACUCUUGUUCAAUAUCUAAGACUUAUCAAGUCAGACACUGAGAUUGAACUCAUGAAGAUGGCUGCAAAGAUCACCUCAGAGGCAUUAAACAGUACAAUGUUUUCAACCAAGGCUCCAGUUGAUGAGUCCUACCUGUAUGCAAAGUUUGACUUUGAGUGUCGAGCUCGAGGAGCAGAUCUCCUGGCCUACCCUCCAGUUGUAGCUGGUGGCAAUCGUUGCAAUACCCUGCACUAUGUGAAAAAUAACCAGCUGAUUAAGGAAGGGGAGCUAGUUUUAUUGGAUGGAGGGUGUGAAUAUUCUGGCUACGUCAGUGAUGUCACUCGGGUCUGGCCUGUCAAUGGAAGGUUCACAGAGCCUCAAUCGGAGCUGUAUCAGGCCAUCCUUGAUAUUCAAAAGGCCUGCCUCAGUCUCUGCACUCCUGGGAUCAGUCUGGAGAACAUCUAUGGUUUCAUGUUGAACCUUCUUGGACAGAAGCUCAAAGACCUGGGAGUCCUGCAGGAGAUAUGCCAGAAUGAUGUUUUCAAGGCUGUUCGCAAGUACUGCCCACAUCAUGUAGGACAUUACCUUGGGAUGGACGUCCACGACACACCAGACAUCUCGCGCUCCAUAGCCCUGCAGCCUGGCAUGGUGGUGACCAUCGAACCUGGAAUAUAUAUCCCAGAACAUGACACCUUGGCUCCACCAAGAUUUCGGGGAAUUGGGAUUCGGAUUGAGGAUGAUGUUUUGGUUACGGAUGAGGCGCCGGUUAUCCUUUCUGCAGACUGUCCGAAGGAAUUGUCUGAAUUAGAAAAGGUCUUGAACUGCCAUUAACAAGCAGACACUGAAAGCCUCAUCAAUUUAGGUGUUUGUAAUCGGGGAAGUGACAGAGAAGGUCACAAGCGAAUCCAGCGCCUCUGCUCAGUUAGUGAUGGCUCUGUAUGGAAUGUGGGGAUGCCACCACUUUACAGUAUGUCAGUUUGUCUUAAUAUAUAAACUCACAAUAGUAUUUGUACUCCAAGACAGAUUAUAUAGCAAAGACAUGAAUUCCAAGCACCAAACAAGAGGUAAUAUUUGAGAACUUUUUUCACAUAAAUGGACAGGAAAAGAUCCCGUACAAGCAACUGAGCCUUAUGAUUCCCUGUAACCACAACCUUCCAGUGAUCACUCUGAAAGCCCUUUGAUUUGGGGAAUUGGACCACUAUAAUGUGAACCCAUCUGGAAAUGCUUACGUACAGCCUGUGAACAAUAAAGGGAUCAAACUGCGGUACCUAUAACGAUGAUAAAGCCUCUUGAAUAUUUUGUGGAGAAAUGGUGCCUCUGAUUACUGCCAGAGAUUGGCUGACCCUAGAAGACUGGCAUGAAUUGUCUCUUCAGGAAAAGUUUUUUGUCGUAAAGAACUUUGGAAACAAUUCAUUGAUAGUAUUGGUUUCCAGUAAUGUCUGAACUUCCCAAAUAUUUUAAAUAAUGUAGGUGCUGGAAAUCUCAUAUUAAGAACCAUAAAAUGCUGGAAAUAUUCCACAAGUCAGACAGCAUCUGUGGUGUUAUAGUUAACAAGAAGUUCUGGUAUAAGUCAUUGACUGGCAAUGUUAACUGUUACUUUGCCAUGUUGGUCUGUCACAGCUUUAUCAGCGUAUUAGUUUAACACACCUUACCUCAGAUGUAAAGGUGUGACAGACUAACCAUCACUCUGUGUAUCAGUAGCACAAGUUCACAUCUGUUAUCUGUGUGUUGAUAAACAUAGUUUUCAUUGAAAAACUGAGUUUUUAAACAAUCUUACAUUACAGUAACCUCUUGAUUAAUGUCAGAGUUCUUGUAUAUAGCAAAUCAUUAAUUUACAUAACGACAGUGCUAUGUUGCUAUUAAUAUGAAAAUGAUAUUUUGUGAUUUUAUUGAUGAAUUUCAUUCAAACCACAAACAUUAAAUUUGAGUGACUUACAUUUCAUUGGCACCUUUCAUUUUUUUCUUUCUGUGUAAUGUAGGGAAAGUCCAUUUUAAAGUAAUCACUUCCCUUUUGCAUUCCCUGAGCCUUCCUCCAUUUGUAGCUGGGACGAUGGAGGAAUCUGCAUCUUCAACAAUACUGUGGACCUGGGGGUAACUCUCCUGAUUGCAUUGCACCCUCCACCCCACCCCACUCCAAUCAGUACACCCUGCACAUCUUCUCUUUGUAGCAGCUCAUUAUUGAGUCAUACAACACAGAAGCAAGCUCUUCAGCCCUCCAUGUCUAUGCUGACUUUCAAGUAUCCAUCCAUACUAGUCCCAUUUACCUACACUCGGUCCAUAACUUUCUGUGCAUUGGCAUUUCAAAUGCUUAUCUAGAUACUACUUUAAAUGUUGUGAGAGUACCUGCCUCUGCCAUCCCUUCAGGCAGUGUGUUCCAGAUUCCAACCACCCUCUGGGUGAGAAAAUUCCUCCUCUGAUCUCGCCUAUACACCUUACCCUAAACCCCUACUCUCUAAUUUUAGAUAACUCUGCAAUGGGAAAAUGUAUUAUUCUUUGUUUCUUCCUUUUUUUACAUCUUCUUUGUUCUUCCUCAAGGUAUUUAGUUAUUCUUUUGAGAGAAUUUGAAGGAGAUCUGGAAAUACAUAGCAGAAUAGUCUGUAUCUAAGUCUUAAGUGAUCACUUUCGCAUCAGAACCUGAAUUCUGCUACAUUAUCUAGCUUUAUUUCUGUUUGGUUUUUGUUCUCUCAGUUUUUGCACCCUCACUAUGACUGUUGAGUGACUACUUUUCAUUUGUACCAAAAGAUAGUUUUGUGUGGAAUAGCUAAGGAUUACUGGAGCAGUCUUAAAAAUUGUAACAGGUUGCAUGGUGUUCUCUAUAAGCAGUAAUAUCGUUAUAGCAUAGCAUAUAACCUCUGAAACCUGUAGGAUCUCCCUAGUUCUUUUUUAUUUCUAUCUCUGUGAAUCUUUUGCAAUUUGUCAUGAGGCUGCAAACUCUGCAUUACUGGUCCAGGUCUAAAAUCACUGAGCUUAGGGAUUUCUCGUAUCACGCUGGUCUUACCAUGGCUCCUGGUCUGAUAACACUCUGGUUUUAAAAAUUCUGAGACAUAUGGUGAUUUCUUCCAUUCAUGCAACUCUUCAAGAUCUCUCCUUUAAUUAUGACCUCAACACCCCAUCACUGAUGACUGUGUCUUCAACUACCCAGAUCCCAAGCUCUAAAAUUUCCCCUAAACAUCUCACUGCUCCUUUAGGUUGCUUCUUUGAAUGUGUCUGUCUGAUCAAGUUUUUGCUCACUUGCUUUAGUAUGGUAUUUCAGCAUUGUGUUGACGUGGGCAAUGCUGAGUGACACCAUAGGAUAUUUUUACUAUGUUAAUUGUGCUAUCUAAAUUCAAAAUAUCCAGAAGAAAGUUGCCAGUUUCAUUGUCUUUUAUUUUAUCUGCUGAGAUAUUCUAGAGAGAUAAAAUGAAGCCAUCCUCCCCUUGUUCACCUCUAUUCUGAGUAUCAAUGAAGCAUUACAUUUUGGCAUACUGCCAAGGCAUUAUCAGCCUUGGUAUAUUUUGCAUUUAAACAAAACAUUUAAUGUAACAUAUUUGUGUUGUACCCACACACACACACAACAGUAAAAACUUGAAUUUUAAGUAACAUCCUAAGCAACUUCGUCUUAAGCGGUCCCUUGGGAUCAAGGAUGAUUUCCUUCCUCUCUGGUUCUUUGGCUUCAUUGGACAAUGCUGAAAGCAAUGUGGAAACUGCAGACUCUUCUACAGAUGGAAGAGGAGGUCCCUGACACUAGAUAGUUUGUGAGGUGGUGUGCUCCUUCUGCACUUCAUGCACAACUACUCUGUGCUCUUAAUGGAUGGACUAGAGGUUCUCAGUACCGUGCUGAAUGCUCCUUCUCUGUGCAGUCAUGGGCCAGGUAUUCUCAAGAGUUAUUGUUGCAGUUUUUCAAGGAGGCAUAUUGAAUGUUCUUGAAUCUUACCUGGUUCACCUGGUAACCUCAUCCCACAACAGAGCUCAGAACAGUGUGUUUGUUUCUGGAGUCUGGUGUCAGGCAUGCCAAAGCAUCUGACUGAGAUUUACAAGGUUCUUGGUACUGGAGAAGUUGGCCUGGGAAAGGACACUGACAUUAAUUUGCUUGUCAUUCCAGUGAAUUAGAAGGAUUUUGCAGAUAUGGUAUUGGUGGUGUCUUUCAAAUGCCUUGAGCUGCCUGCUCUAAGUACUCCAGAUGUUAGAAGCACACAGGAAGGCAGGAAUCAUUACUGCCUACUAAGACUCUGAGUUUUGUGUCAGGUCUGAGGAUUUGAUCUUCAAAUACCUUUUUCCUCAUUUGAGAAAGACUAACUGGUGCAUCAAAGGUGAUGGUGAAUUUCAUCAUCAAUGUCUGCUUUCACUGAGAAGUGACUCCUGAGAUACGGGAAGUGGUCAAUGUUUUCCAGGGUUUCAUCAUGAGGUGAUGAGAUGAUGUCUUACAGAAGGGGCAGAGUGACAGCAGACCUUUGCCUUGUGGACAUUGAGAGGAAAGCCUACCUUUCAGUGAACAAGUCAACAAUGAUUUUAGCUCCACCUCUGAGUGCACGCUGCAGCUUGGCUACUGAUGUAACCUUUGUCUUAGAGUGAAAUCUUCAUAGGUUGUGUCGUUCUUCAGUAUUUCCAAAAAUGGCACUGUUGUAGGCCCAUUGGUUCGGAUCAUGGGUUGCAUGCGGUCAUGAAGCAAAUGUACAAUGCAACAAAUUUGGCAGCUGAAUUUGGGGAAAUAAAGACAUAACCUACAACAACUAUUCAGUCCAGACUUGCUACCACUCCCUACUAACAAAAAGCUGAAAUGGCCAUAUCCCAACUAAAAAGGUAACAAGGCCUCAUGAGCACACCAUAGCUCGGCAGUGGAGAACUUCAGUCAUGAAUCAACAAUCUCAUUGUCCACAUUUGUGAAGAGGAGGAUAGAUCAGGUCACAGAUCUGAAACGUUGGCUUUUUCUCUUUCCACAGAUGCUGCCUGACAGGCUGAGUGUUUUCAACAUUGUCUGUUUUUGUUUCAGAUUUGCAGCAAUUGCAGUAUUUGUGAUUUUUCAGGAUGUGUUAGGGGAUGUCAGAUGCCAUAAUCAAGACUAACUUCAUUAAAGAUAGUAAAUCCAACUACGUACUACAGAGGAGCCUUGUUGAUGCCAUGGAAAAGUCAUUGCCGGCGUCCUACUCAACUGCCCUCCUCCAAGUGUCCUAAAAGCUGCUCCCAAAUCACAGCGUGGAUUCUGUCCAGCUAAAGCCACAAUGUUCAUGAUCUUCAUUGUGUGACAAUUCCAAGAAAAAUGAAGGGAACAACACCAACCCAGAGUACAUGAUCAUUUUCAACCUCAUUAAAGCCUUUCAUAAUUGGUAAUUGUUUGAGAUACAGUGACGAGCUUUGUUUGCAUGCUACCCAGACACAUCAUUCCAUAUAUAAGCCCCUUGAGGUAGCAAAAAAGAGAAAAAAACAGAAUGCAGAAUACAGUUACAGAGAAAGUGCAGUGCAGGUACAAGGUAUAAGGUACAAGGGCCAUGACGAGGUAGAUUGAGAGAUCACGAGUUCAUCUUUAUUAUAUAAGAGGUGCAUUCAAGAAUCUCAUAAUUAAAGGAGAGAUCUUGAAGAGUUGCAUGA
Molecule: messenger RNA, 6401 nt
Organism: Pristis pectinata (smalltooth sawfish)
Lineage: Eukaryota; Metazoa; Chordata; Chondrichthyes; Rhinopristiformes; Pristidae
Gene: xpnpep3
Product: X-prolyl aminopeptidase 3, mitochondrial
Exons: 10
Coding region: 153-1667 (504 amino acids)
Cellular component (GO): mitochondrion
Molecular function (GO): metalloaminopeptidase activity; manganese ion binding
Source: RefSeq, a predicted model, not a curated record